This is a messenger RNA of Closterium sp. NIES-65, 2265 nucleotides long. NCBI's taxonomy places the organism in Eukaryota, Viridiplantae, Streptophyta, Zygnematophyceae, Desmidiales, Closteriaceae. The record is from the annotation of a GenBank genome assembly.
AUGUCUUCUUUAUUUUCUCUUUGCAGGGACGUGGGGCGGGAGCUGCUGCAUCUACUGCAGUUUGUGGAGCUGAACGCCACGGGCCUGAGGAAGAUCCUGAAGAAGUUUGACCGGCGUGUGGGCGUGAGGCUGGGACACAUGUACAUUGCUUCGCGCACGCUGCAUCCCUACUCGCACCUGCAGCAGAUCUUCAAACAAGUGGGUCUGGGCGCUAUGGGUCUGGGCGCCAUGGUGGGAACAAUCAUCCGCAAUCUGGACGAGUUGCACCGCAGGGAGCGGUGCUUCUCCUCGCCCUCCAAUCUCCUCUCACCACGUGGUGCCGGCACGCCCAGACGCACGUCCUUCUCGCUCUUCAGGCAGGGGGACGAGUCCCCGGUGUACGUGGCUCAGGAGGAGCCCAUCAUUCAGGUGGGUGCUGCUGAUGGUGCAACCGUUUACAGUGAUGCGCACGUGGUGGCACGUGGUGGCACUCCCAGACGCCUGUUUGCACUCUUCAGGCAGGGGGACGAGUCCCCGGUGUACGUGGCUCAGGAGGAGGAGCCGAUCAUUCAGGAAAUCGAGGCGGCACGGGCGAAGCUGACAGACGCGGUGGGGUACAGCACGUACAUGGCCAAGGGGCUGCUGCUGCCGCCUGCUCCUGAGAGAGGGCCCGAGGCAGGGGAGCCGGAGUUCCACUGGUGGUCGCUGCAGCUCAACCAGUUCAACACGUUCCUCUACAUGAGAGGGCCCGAGGCAGGGGAGCCGGAGUUCCACUGGUGGUCGCUGCAGCUCAACCAGUUCAACACCUUCCUCUACAUGGUGAACCACUACACCAUUGUCCCAACCUCAGACGAGUACGCAGUCCUCCUCUCCGCCCCGCCAGCCCUGUGCGGUAUCAUCGUGAACUACUACAUCAUCGUGCCAACCUCCGACGAGUAUGCCAUACUCCUCUCCGCGCCACCCGCUCUCUGCGGCAUCAUCAUCGGCGCCACGCCCCUCUGCGCCCUGGUGAACUACUACAUCAUCGUGCCCACAUCAGACGAGUACGCAGUCCUUCUCUCCGCGCCACCCGCUCUCUGCGGCAUAAUCAUUGGCGCCACGCCCCUCUGUGCGCUGGUGUCAGCCUUCAUCUUCAGCAAGUGGUCCAACACGUCCUACACGCAGCCCUUACUCGUCUCCACGCUCGUCCUGCUGCUCGGCAACUUCGUCUACGCUGCUGCUCUGGAUUUCAACUCCGUCGCCCUCUUGCUCAUCGGCCGGUCGCUCACCGGGCAGGGCCGCAGGGGUAGACCUGGAAGGAGUGGGCAGGGGCGAGAGGAGGGGAUAGGGGAGGGGUGGGUGGAGAGGGUGGGUUCAGCAUCAUUGGGGAUCCGGAAAAAGGGGGCAGAGGGGAAAGGAGGAGGGGAGGAGAGAGGGAAAAGCCUGGGAGGAGUGCGAGCGAUUAACCGCAGAUACAUAGCCGACCACGUGCCAUCAUCUGAACGCACCUCAGCCUCAGCGGGCUUUGUAAGCGCCGGCGCGCUGGGCAUGGCAGCAGGGCCCUUCGCCGCCUCCCUGAUCGACUUCCUCAACUUCAAGUUCCUCGGCUUCACUGUCAACUCAGUCACCUCCCCUGGCUGGCUCAUGGUGCUCUCCUGGCUGCUCUACCUCGCUUUUGUGGUUCUUUUCUUUAAGGAGCCGGACCGGACACACCUGCAGCCGGUGCCGGCAGCAACGGGGGUGAAGUCCGGAGGGAAUUUGAGAAGGAGGGGGUCUAAAGAGGCUGCGCUGGGAGGGAACCUGAAGAGGGGGGGUUCUAAAGAAGCGGCGCUGGGUGGGAUGGGAGCGGUGGGCGUGAAUGGGGUUGUGGGGGAGAGGGGAGGGUGGGGGGAUAGGGAUGGAGUGGUGGUGGGAGAGGGGAGUAUGGUGACUGCUGCGUCGCCUGCUGAUGGCGCAGUGAAGAUUGAAGAGGAGGGAUUUGGCACAGGGGCAGGAGUCGAAGUGUGGGGAGGGGCGGUAGCAGGGAGAGGAGAGAAUAGAGGGGCUGGGAGCGCCUUAUCCGAGCCUCUGUUGAGGGGGCUGGCAGGGCAGGACAGUAGGAAUAGUGUGACAGCAGCGACAGCAGCACGGCGAGUGCACAGUGGGAUGGUUGACGAGAGCGACGCGCGAACUUGGCUGAUGCUAGCCUCUCUGCCGAGGGUGGAUGAGGGGGAGGACAAGGAUGAUGAUGGAGCAUUUGCGGAUCAUCAUCAUCCUGCCCUCAUUAACCACGCCUGCCCUCCCUUCCCUCCUUCCUCCCCACCCUGA